Molecule: messenger RNA, 7059 nt
Organism: Boleophthalmus pectinirostris (great blue-spotted mudskipper)
Lineage: Eukaryota; Metazoa; Chordata; Actinopteri; Gobiiformes; Gobiidae
Gene: reps1
Product: RALBP1 associated Eps domain containing 1
Exons: 19
Coding region: 566-3025 (819 amino acids)
Biological process (GO): endosomal transport; endocytosis
Cellular component (GO): cytoplasm; plasma membrane
Molecular function (GO): calcium ion binding; protein binding
Source: RefSeq, a predicted model, not a curated record
CUGCGCUCGGCUUGACUUCGGUUGUAGGAAUGGCGGCUGUGAUCACUGUAGGAAGCGACUACAGACCCUGAAACUUUACUUCAAGCGGCCCCGCAGAGGAAUUUGGUUGAAUCGAAACGCUGGGCGGCCAUCCUACUGCGGGAACCGGGGGGAACAAGUGCUUUUCUUCACCAAACCCAGCCGACAUCCGCAGUGGGGGAGCGGGCGCACUUUCCGACCCACAGUUAGCUCAUUCUGGAGCAGCUGACUUUGAUUCAAGGUAGCUUUAGCUCCUCGCUGCUGCUCCACUAGCCACCACCAGUCUACCUACAAGUUCACAAGUGAUCCACCACACCGGGGCAUCCCUUAUUUGCAUGCCUAUGAGGUGGAUCGCUGUCUUUAUUAGAGGAUACAGUGGCGUCCUUGGGCAAGAAGUCAACACUUUUGUCCAACGCGAACCUUAGCUCGUCAACUCAAGGCUAGCUAAGUUGAGAAGUCUCGCCCAUUUUUGGAUACUGCUCCGGCCACUGGCUAAGGGCUAAUCAACAGGGAAAUCCGCAGGUUUUGGAGCUCGCUUGGUACUACAAUGGAAAGCCUAACCCUGAGUGAUGUUGAGCAGAAGUAUUACUCGGAUCUGUUCGUCUAUUGCGACACGGACAACACCAAAAAAGUGGCUUCAAACGGGAGAGUUCUUGACCUUUUCCGGGCGGCCCAGCUUCCCAGUGAAGUUGUCCUGCAGAUCACGGAGCUGUGUGGAGCCACUCGACUGGGACAUUUCGGCCGGAGCCAGUUCUACAUCGCUCUGAAGCUAAUCGCCAUCGCACAGUCAGGCCUCCCCCUCAGGGUGGAGAGCCUCAACUCGGUAAAGGACCUCCCAUUACCACGGUUUGUCGUCGGUAAGAACGAGGCCGAGGCGAGACAUGCUGCUCUGUACCAGGACACUGACGGUCAGGGCCUGUACCCCGGCUCUGCCACGUCUGUAAUACCACGACCUCCAGGCAGGGGACACCCAAACAAGAAAGGACCCCCAACCUCCACCUCUCUGCCUGUUCACGAAGUCAUCCAACCCCACGGGCCGCCCUCCAUAGAGACGCAGCCUGAAGCAACGUCCCCGGUGGUCUCCCCUCACCAGUCUCCCCCCUCCUCGCCUCUGUCCUGGAGGAAACACAAGCGACAGCACAGCGGGGGCAAUAUAGACAGACAGCAGCCAGUGCCCACAGCAGCAGGAGCCGUGUGGACACAGUUUAGAGAUCCACAGUCAGUGGCGGUCACGGGUCCGGUCCCUGGAGAUGGCAUCUGGUCAUCCCACUCUCCCCCACUUCCCUGUCAGGAGAGCUGGGUUAGUUUCACCGCAGACACGCCCCCCUCCAGCACCAUGCCUGCCAUCCACCCCUCGUCAGUCCAGGAAAGCACAACGAUACGCACAGUGGCCUCAGCAGCAACGACCAAUGAAAUCCAGAGACAGUCCAGUGCCUACGACGACCCCUGGAAAAUCACAGAGGAGCAGAGACAGUAUUAUAUCAACCAGUUCAAAACCAUUCAGCCUGAUUUAACGGGAUUCAUACCAGGUUCAGCUGCAAAAGAGUUUUUCACUAAAUCCAAACUACCCAUUUUAGAGUUGUCACACAUUUGGGAGCUGUCAGACUUUGAUAAAGACGGAGCGUUGACCUUGGAUGAGUUUUGCGCGGCCUUCCACCUCGUCGUGGCGAGGAAGAACGGAUACGACCUCCCCGAGAAACUGCCUGAGAGCCUGAUGCCAAAGCUCAUAGACCUGGAUGACUCAGCAGAAGUCCCAGAACCAACCGCAGAUGUUGUAUACUCGGCCUCUCCAGUCGAGGUGACCCCCAACAAGUCUCCAUCGAUGCCUUCUCUCAACCAGGCCUGGCCCGAGAUGAACCAGAGCAACGAGCAGUGGGAGACGUUUAGCGAGCGCUCCUCCAGCUCACAAACUCUGACCCAAUUUGACUCUAAUAUUGCACCAGCUGACCCUGAUACAGCCAUAGUCCACCCUGUCCCUAUCCGAAUGACCCCCAGUAAAAUCCAUAUGCAGGAGAUGGAGCUGAAGAGAACGGGCAGCGAUCACAACCACCCCACCAGUCCACUUUUGGCCAAACCUCCUGAACUGAAUGAAGAAACCAAAUUAACUGCAUCUAUGAAGUUUGUAGCAGCCAACGCCGUGGGUGAUGGUUAUAGCAGCUCUGAUUCCUUUACGUCGGACCAGGAGCCGAUCACAAGACAAAGGUCUCAGUCGGGUAACUCCCCAGAAGCGCUGAAGGUGGUGGCCCCUCCCCCUCCGCCCCCUCGGCCUCACGCCUCACACUCGCGCUCCUCGUCUUUGGACAUGAACCGCACUUUCGCCGCUGCCUCCGCCCCGGGACAGCAGCAGGCCAACGCUACAGCUUUCCCCCCCGCCGUGCCUCCCAGACCCCUGCCCACACAGUCCUCAGUCCCACACACUGGUCACCGUGGCGACACAGACUCUGGCGGGGCCUCCCUCACCACCACAUCUCCUCAGCAGAUCCCACAGCAGCCAAACUUCGCAGACUUCAGCCAGUUCCAAGCCUUCGCCGCAUCAGAACAGCCGUCCAGUUUACCAGAGGUGGACAAGCACUCUGAGCCCGGACCGGUGGAUAAAACGAUAGAAGGAGCUGGUCCAUUGAGAACAGUUAAAAGUGAUGGUCCUGCAGAUGAGAGAACAACUGUCACUGUGAACUCUGCCAAAGGUGUAUCUGGUCCCAUAGCGCCUCCUCCCAAACCAGUGCGCAGGAGGUUAAAGUCUGAAGACGAGCUCAGACCAGAAGACGAGCAGCACGGCCCACAGAAGGCCAACGUCAUAGCUGCUGUUUUAGCCACGCAGCCCUCCAUCCCCAGGUCCGUUGGAAAAGACAAAAAAGCAAUCCAGGCAUCAAUCAGAAGAAACAAAGAGACAAAUACAGUUCUGGCCAGGCUCAACAGUGAACUUCAACAACAGCUAAAGGACCUGCUGGAGGAGCGAAUAUCUCUAGAGGUGCAGUUGGAGCAGCUCAGACCCUUCUCCCACCUUUAACCGCUGUGAGGCUGCGUCCGCUGUAGUCUAUCCAAAACAAAAGACCCUUGUUGUGAUUCCCCUUGAAAAAAAAAAAUCCGUCCCUGCUGUCCUCCCGGGCCGUACGAUACACGUCCCCUCCAUUGAACUCAAUCACGCACUUCUUCAAUCAUCAACCCAAAGGACCCGGCAGCGCAGUCGCACCGCCGAUGGGGAUGCCUCGGGAGGGGAUUUCGCAGACAAGACGAAAACUGGCACUUUCUGGCUUCUCACAAAGAGGAGAGGUGAAGGAAAAGAGAAAGCAAAAGUCCUAGCUGAGAAUGAACUGGUUACUUAAAGCCUGAAUGACCUAAAAAGACAGAGGCUACAUGAACGAAAACAAUAACAUCUUAAUAAUCAAAACCAUUUCUGUAGAUUAUAGUAGCAUAAAUGAUGUUACAAGUUAGGCAUACAAAAUUUUAUCACAAUCUAUCUCAAACUGAUUGGUACAUUUCUGGUUAAAAGCUAGCUCCAUGCUGCAAAUAACCAUAGAUCAUCUCAUCUUAUUACUGCAAUGUCUUCAUAAAUCCAGUUUUGCGUUUACAGUAUUUUAGUCAGAUCACAUUUCCGUAUUGCAAAGAUUAGCUAGAGUUCACGAAUCUGAAUCACCACUUGCAAAUGGCGAAUACAAGUACAGUAUAUUUUGAAAUGAAAACCUCUAGAUGGGACUGUUAGCUGAUAUUAAUCCAAAACCUGUCGAUCAGUCUGAAAUAGGUAGAAUAUACAUGUCAAAUUUCGGGCCACCUUUGAAAUGCCUUUUUGGAGUCAGUGUUCGUAUGAUGGUCGGAUCUGUGCCGUCUUAACCGUGUCUGGAGAUACAGGAGUAGUGACUGAAUCUUCACUAAAUGCCAAAUGACUGAACUUUUCACUCUCGCCUCUACGCCGACUGCGUUUUUUUUCCUACCAUUUCUUCUCUUAUAGGUCUGGAGCAGUACGGAUUUAACAUGCUAAAAGUAUUUCAACAUUUUAUUUUAAGCUAAGGAGGUUUGACCAAUCAGGCAUAACGUAAGUAGCGAGAUGGUGGGUGAUAUGAAAAUAUAAAAUGUCACUGAGUUUUGAUUCAGUAUUGCUGUGCAGUCUUCUUCGCCCCGCCCCUUAUUGGUUGGUUCCUGUCAUGUUCUGAGUGAGUGACAGGUGGGUUUAACCAAUAAGAACAAUAAGGUUCAUUUGGUGUUCCAAUGUUAAUUUUUCAGACCAAGAAUUUGUUUUCAUGCCUAACCUUUUCAACUGCUCACUCAUGGUUUUCCUCAGAUUGGUCACGUGAUGUUGCUGUGACGUGUCCGGUCAGCUGAUUUAUACAGGUUUUGGCGCCGUCAUCCUACUUCCACGGGUAGGAAGACGGCGCCAUGUGCAGUCCGACAUACGAAACAAGCCCACAGGACUAUAAACCGGGACGAGGGGACUUUUUUUACUCUCACACACCUGGGAUACUGAGGAUCAGGAGGAAGUUGAACUGCAGAUGGCGCUGUCGUCCUGCCUCCAUUGGUAGGAAAACAACGCCAUAACCUUUUUAAAUCAGCUGACCGGACACGUCACAGCAACAUCACGUGACCACUCUGAGGAAGAGAAGUCAAAACCACCGCUAGUGAGCAGUCAAAACUGUAUGAAAACAAACUCUUGGUCUGAAAAAAUAACCUAAUAACAUAAACCAAUAACAGUUGAAGUGUGAGUAAGCAGUUAGGUUCACUGAAUGUUGAAAGUAACAUAAGCUACUAAGUAUACAAGAUCAAAUUGUAAUUGACCAAGAGACUAAGAAAAUUGGGUAACAUUUCAUAAUAAUUACAGUUUAAUUAGCCUUAACAAAGCCAAGUCUUACAUCAGAAUGAACAAAUAGUUUAUUAAGAAUGAUUCAGGCUUAGUAACUCCUAAACAUGUAUUAAAGGGCCUAUAUUACAUUAUUUUCUGAUCUAUGUUAUAAUGUUUCCUCAUCAAAAACAUACCCAGAGUUGUUUUUUUUUCAUUCAUGCAUGUUUAGAACACAAAGUUCUUCUCUUAAACUGAAAACACCACCUUGUGAUAUCAUGUCGUAAUACAGGAGGUGCUCCACUGUGUUUUAAACUCCUCAAAAUUAACUAGAAUCACUAGAAGCAUUUUGAUCAUUUCAGCCACAGAUGUGCCGAUCUCUACUGAACAAAAGGUAAAAAGUAGCUGAAAACUACUGUCUCAUGACAUCAUAAGAUGGAACCGAACAUUUUGCGCUUUGGAGAAACGUGUGAAUGAAACAAACUUGAUUCCUGGCAUGUUUUUGAUGAGGUAACAGCGUUAUAACAGAACUUAUAGGACCUUUAAGUAGUUACUAAACCUGAAUUUUUCUUAAUAAACAUUCUGUCUUUGUUGAGGUUAAUUAAGGUGUAGUUAUUAUAAAAUGAGAAAAGUGUAUCAUUAUUUUUGCCAUAUCGCCUGUAAUACGUUAUGCCUGGUAGGUAUGAAAUGUUGUGUUACCCGUAUUACCAACUUGUAAAUGGUUUCCGAUAUAGCCAUUUCCAGUCCGGCUCUAUGCAAAGGCGAGCGCUCUCUGUAGACCAAUCCGCUGGCUCAUCGUAGCAUCUCUGUGAAAUUUUGUAUCUCUGCUCUUCCACUAACGCAUCACUAUACUGUCGAUCUCUGCGUCGUCUUGCCUUUGUUGCCGUGGCUUCCUGCGCCAAACGGGAAGCGCCUCUUUUAAUCAGUGUUGGUUAUCAGGGCAGUUUUAACCCAAUAGGCAAGAUACGACCCCAAAACGGUUGUAGAUGAAGCUUAUAGAAAGAGGCCAGUCAAUGUAAAGGGGAGACCUGAAUGACCCCACUGCACUUUGAACUUUGAACUUUUCCCCAUGCUAUUUUCUUUGUUUUUCGUGUCCUUGCUUUGAUAUUUUAACCUGCAUGUUCUCGUCUUAUUCUAUAUUUAAAAUUACGCUUUACGAUACAGUACAGUCUUUUGACAAAAUUAGAAUAUGCUGGAAUAUUUUUGCACUUAAAUUCGAAGUACUUCAAAAUUUCAGAACAAGAAAUGUAAAAUUUUUAAAUGUAUGAAAUUUUCAGUAGGUUGCGUUCACACCCUAGAAUUAGAUUUUGUAAUUUCAGAUGGAGGGCAGGGGGGUUUAUAGCUUUAUUUGCGAUUUUGUGGUUCUGAAAGAUAACUUCUGAUCCACAAAUGCUGAAGAUUUGCUCCAAAAACACCACUUUGUGAAGCUAUAACGAAAAAAUAAUUCCACUUUUGCUUAUUUCUGCUGACAGAGAAGGCAUUGAACUUUGUAAUAGUUUUUAUUUUAUAUGAAUAGACCCAAUAAUUAACCAUAAAUCAGUUCAAAAAAUCUGCAGGUUGAAAUUUAAAGAGCUAAAUCUCCUGUCCUCCAGUUCAGUUUUAAAGUUUUGGGAUUCUAAAUGAACGUUCCCUAAUUUUUUAUCUAUACUCUAACAUUUUGUAUAAGACUGUAUUGUUCCAGUUGCCUAAAUCGUCUCAUCUUUUUUUUCUAAAGCUGUUUUGUCUGGAUCUUCUGUUGUGUCAGUGAAGCAUCCAUCUUUGAAAGCCUUACUCCCCUCUUAACAAACGCGGCGUUCAGGUGCCCUCUGUAUUUUUGACUGCUCUCUUUUUCUCUUCGGACGUAUCAAGACUCGCCUUCCGUUCUUCUGCUGUAUGAGGGUGUAUUGUGUGUGCGUGUGUGAAUUUGCGUGCGUUAAAUGCUCAGACCGGGACCAACCAAAACUGAAAAUCCUAUUGGUAAUGAAAAGGAUUGAUGUAUGUUUGCUAGCACAUGCAGUCCGAACCUUACAAGGCAAUCGAGUCUCUAUAGGAUUUUGACUGGAGAGUGGUCCCAGGUCUUUGGUGUAAAUUGUAUAUGGAAACACACUUUUUGGACUCCUGUAAAUUUGCAUUAAUUGCUGACUAACGGCGAAAGAUGAAUAUUCUAUUUAAUUGCUCCUCUGUUCCGCUGUGGGCUCUCGAUGUAAAACUGCAUGGAUGUACUGUAUCUCUGCAGAGACGACUAGCAGCUGUGUGAUUUUUACACAAAAAUAAAAACGGCACAAUAUUUUAAA